This is a messenger RNA of Rattus rattus (black rat), 1500 nucleotides long. It is a transcript of the gene Pcyt1b, whose product is annotated as phosphate cytidylyltransferase 1, choline, beta. Gene Ontology annotation, molecular function: phosphatidylcholine binding; choline-phosphate cytidylyltransferase activity. Lineage: Eukaryota; Metazoa; Chordata; Mammalia; Rodentia; Muridae. The transcript is spliced from 8 exons. The coding region runs from base 150 to 1259 and encodes 369 amino acids. Gene Ontology annotation, biological process: CDP-choline pathway. The record is from RefSeq and is a predicted model, not a curated record.
CUCUUUACUUCCGCCCAGGGAAGACAAAAAGAAGGGAAGAAGAAGGGGGAUGGGUAGGGAAGAGAAAAAAAAUACGUGACAAAGAAAACAUUCUUUGCCUGGGAGGAGACUCCCAGAGGGUGUAGAGCUGGAGGGAGCAUUCACUGGCCAUGCCAGUACUUACCACUGAUGCUGAGUCAGAAACAGGUAUCCCAAAAUCCCUUUCCAAUGAGCCUCCCUCAGAAACCAUGGAGGAAAUAGAGCACACAUGCCCACAGCCUCGACUGACCCUGACUGCACCAGCCCCAUUUGCCGAUGAGUCCAGCUGCCAGUGCCAAGCACCUCAUGAAAAACUGACCAUUACUCAGGCCCGCUUAGGAACUCCAGUUGACAGGCCUGUUAGAGUGUAUGCAGACGGAAUAUUCGACCUCUUCCACUCAGGUCAUGCAAGGGCACUUAUGCAAGCAAAAACCCUGUUUCCCAACAGCUACUUGUUGGUAGGAGUUUGCAGUGAUGACCUGACUCACAAAUUCAAAGGUUUUACUGUGAUGAAUGAGGCAGAGAGAUAUGAAGCUCUCAGACACUGUCGCUACGUGGACGAAGUCAUCAGAGAUGCACCAUGGACUCUUACUCCAGAGUUUCUAGAAAAACACAAGAUUGACUUUGUGGCUCACGAUGACAUUCCGUACUCAUCUGCCGGUUCUGAUGACGUUUAUAAGCAUAUCAAGGAAGCAGGCAUGUUUGUUCCAACACAAAGAACAGAAGGCAUCUCAACAUCAGACAUCAUCACCAGAAUUGUCCGUGACUAUGACGUAUAUGCCCGGCGUAAUCUCCAGAGAGGGUACACAGCCAAGGAGCUGAAUGUCAGCUUUAUAAACGAGAAGAAGUACCGUUUCCAGAACCAGGUGGACAAGAUGAAAGAAAAGGUCAAGAAUGUGGAGGAAAGAUCAAAGGAAUUUGUUAACAGAGUAGAAGAAAAGAGUCACGACCUAAUUCAAAAGUGGGAAGAAAAAUCAAGAGAAUUCAUCGGCAACUUCCUAGAACUGUUUGGGCCAGAUGGUGCAUGGAAGCAGAUGUUCCAGGAAAGGAGUAGCCGGAUGUUACAGGCCUUAUCUCCAAAGCAGAGUCCUGUGAGCAGCCCGACCCGGAGCCGGUCCCCUUCCCGCUCUCCAUCUCCUACCUUCUCCUGGCUCCCAAACAAGACCUCUCCCCCUUCCUCACCCAAAGCAGCCUCAGCCUCCAUCAGCAGCAUGAGUGAGGGGGAUGAGGACGAGAAGUAAAGGUGCCUGGUUAACAAGUGCACACCACACAGGAAGGGAAGGGGUCCUGGGAUGCCUGGGUGGUGUUGAGCUGCAGCUCUGCCAGGAGAUGGGAGUUCUGCCAUGGGAGUUACUAGGGCCAGCUCCUUUUCCUUCUCCAUUCAAUCUGGCCUGGGCUCAGCAUAGAGGUUUCUGGCGUGACAACCCACACAAACCUUAGCAUCAUAGAAACACCCUGCUUUAGCCCUGCUAUGGAAAGGUU